AUGACGGAUCAAGAGUACAUUCUUUGCAUGUGGAAGAAGCGUUUAUGGCCAGCAAAGGUUUUGGGCAAAACUGAAGUUACUGGGAAGACAUCUAUUACUAACACAGAGGAGAAUUCUUUUAAAGUUGAAAUACUUAGCUUGAAAGAACAGAUUAAUGUGAACGGUGAAGAUGCUGUGCCACUGACGGAAGAAUGUAUAGAAAACAUCGCCUCUAACCUAGAUCAAAGGAAGAAUUCGAGUGAUGCUGUGGAAGAACUGAAAUAUCGCUGUUCUCUUAAAAUUGCGCUGGAUAUUUUGAAUCAAAAUGGCUCAGCCAGACAAGGACCACCAAAUACUCAGUUAUCCCAGGAGAACGAUGCGGGGUCUCUCUCAUAUACCCCCUUACGUAGUGGUCAAUCGCACUUUCACUCUAAAGAAAAGUUGGAGCCUGAGACUUCCAAGAGGAAAAGAGAACAAAAAAAUAACCCCAGCCUGAAGACUGAUACGAAAAAACAAAACCAGGAAGGCUCUUUGAUUCUGGAGGAGAGUGCGAAAGUGCAUGAAAGUGGAACAAACCCUUCCAAAUGUGAUACUGGGGGCUUGCAUAAUACAUCAAACUCUGACAGUCAAAAUUGCAAAAUACUGGAAACAAAAUCACUACCAAGACAGAAAAAAAUCAAGCCCAGAUUGUUCACAAAGUCCAAAACAGGAAUUAAAGCCUCCCUUAAGCCAAAGGAGAAAAAAGGUAAGCAAGGAAGAAAAACACCAAAGGGUGCAGGGUCACCUGCAUCGUGUGGGAAUGACUUCCCCAAGGAUCGCGCACAGCCCCUUGCUGAGGAAGGGUCUCCUCUGUCUGCCCCCCACAAGUCUGAUGCAGCAGGACCUGUCAGAAGGGCAAACACCAGAAAUCAACUGAGAAGGACGCUACUGGAUUCCUCUUGCAAAAGUGCCUCGGAUGACUUGGAAAAAAGCAUCAGUAAUGAGAGCGAAAGUCUAGCAAAGCAAUUAGGUGGAAGAAAAAAGCCAGGGAGUUUAAAGCAGAGGAAUGGAGAACAAGCGAUUGGUGCAACAGUGUCCUCGUACAGAAAAAGGAAAUGCAGGAAUUGCCCUGAGCCUUCAUCUGGACCUUCUGACCAUGGGACGCUUUCUGAUAGUUUCCCCUCUCAGUGUGAAGAGGAAGAAAAUAAGAACACUUCGCAUGUGGUUACGAAUAAAGCAAAGCGGUUUCAGCUGCCUGACUUUGAGGAAGAUGAAGGACUGGAAUUGUCUGACCUAUCUUCAAAGAUCGUUUCCUCAGAGAGUCUCUCUCGCCUCUCAGCUCUGGUAGAUGAAGAGGAGGAGGAGGAAGAACUUCCUAGUAUUUUAUCACAUCAAGAACCACAACCAAUUGAAGAAGGGAUUUUGGUCUGGUGCAAACUGCGGAGGUACCCGUAUUGGCCAGCAGUGGUAAAAAAUGUGAAGCGGAAACACAAAAAGGCAUGUGUGCUGUUAAUAGAAGGGGAUACGAAUGACAAGAAAAAAGGUUUCUCAGUACCUCUUAGGAAUCUGAAGCACUUUGAUUGCGAAGAAAAGCAGGACCUCAUUGAACGAGCCAAAGAAGAUUAUCGCCAAGAAAUUGAGUGGUGUGUUCGGUUGAUUUCUGACUAUCGCAUUAGAGUAGGUUGUCAUUCUUUUACGGGAUCCUUCUUGGAAUAUUUUGCUGCUGAUAUCAGCUACCCAGUUAGGAAGGAAGGUUAUCAAGGUUCAGUCCAAAUGACCUUUCCAAACAUGGCAGAGGAAGACCUUGAAGAGUCUUCAUCAGAAACUUCGCCUCAGAAGCCCUCCAAAAAACUUCUUCCUGACAGAACAAGAGCUGCUAGAGAUAAAGCAAAUAAAAAGAUAGUAGAGUUUAUAGUGAAGACUAAAGGGGCUGAAGAGCAUCUUUUGGCUAUUUUGAAAAGCAGAAAACAGUCCCGGUGGCUGAAGAAAUUCCUGAAUUCAAGUCAGUACGUGACCUGCGUUGAAACCUAUUUAGAGGAUGAAGAACAAUUAGACCUUGUGGUGAACUACUUGAAGGAAGUAUAUAGUGAAAUAAAAAGUAAAAAUCUGCAUCAGAUAAAUGGGGAUGGAAUAAAAUUUAUUUCGGAUGUCCUUUUGCCUGAAGCCAUCAUUUAUGCGAUUUCUGCUGUGGAUGACAUAGAUUACAAGAAGGCAGAAGAAAAGUACAUAAAAGGACCAUCUGUGAGCAAAAGGGAGAGAGAAAUAUUUGAUGAAGAAAUUCUAGAAAGAAAAAAGUUGAAGACCAAACUAUCAUCCACAGACAGCGUCUGA
Molecule: messenger RNA, 2289 nt
Organism: Cariama cristata (Red-legged seriema)
Lineage: Eukaryota; Metazoa; Chordata; Aves; Cariamiformes; Cariamidae
Gene: PWWP3A
Product: PWWP domain-containing protein MUM1
Exons: 13
Coding region: 1-2289 (762 amino acids)
Source: RefSeq, a predicted model, not a curated record